Molecule: messenger RNA, 651 nt
Organism: Lagopus leucura (white-tailed ptarmigan)
Lineage: Eukaryota; Metazoa; Chordata; Aves; Galliformes; Phasianidae
Product: selenocysteine insertion sequence-binding protein 2-like
Exons: 3
Coding region: 71-409 (112 amino acids)
Biological process (GO): selenocysteine incorporation
Cellular component (GO): ribonucleoprotein complex
Molecular function (GO): mRNA 3'-UTR binding; ribonucleoprotein complex binding; selenocysteine insertion sequence binding
Source: RefSeq, a predicted model, not a curated record
UUCUCUAUUAGUGAGAAUAAGGUCCAGCAGUACCCCUCUCCUCGUCGAUUCCUCAACCACCUGCAUCUGAAUGCUAAUGCUGAAGGAAACAUCCAAGAGCAGUGGUAAGAAGAGUCAAAUUCCUGUGCAGUUGGAUUUAGGUGGCAUGUUGGCAGUCUUGGAGCAGAAACAGCAAACAGAGAAGUCCAAACAAUAUUCUAAACCUGUGGUGUUUUCAGUUGCUGGUGCCAUACCAUUGCUUUCUAAAGAAUCUGCUACAGCCACAAAAAAUCAUCGGUUAAACCAAGAAAAGAUGCCUCAUAACCCCUUGGAUUCCAGCGCUCCUUUGGUGAAGAAAGGAAAGCAGAGAGAAGUCCCUAAAGCAAAGAGACCAACGCCUCUUAAAAAGGUGCUGAUAUUUUUACAUUAAAUAGUAUGUUACAGGCUAAUGUAAAUUUAGUAUUACUCAGAGUUAGUUAAAUCUUGUAGUACAGAGAUCUACAUCUCAGCUUCCACUUGCCUAAAUUCAGUUCUAGCUUUCCUUGGUUUAAGAAGAAAAAGGGAAGGAGAAGUCUUGCCAAAUGAUGUAUACAAAUUCACAUCAAAAUGACUCAAUAGCUGAAGAACUGCCUGUACAAAAGUGCGUGCAAAUGAUUGUUGCAGAAGGAUAUC